This is a messenger RNA of Nakaseomyces glabratus, 1470 nucleotides long. It is a transcript of the gene NOB1, whose product is annotated as rRNA-binding endoribonuclease. Gene Ontology annotation, molecular function: RNA endonuclease activity. Gene Ontology annotation, cellular component: preribosome, small subunit precursor. NCBI's taxonomy places the organism in Eukaryota, Fungi, Ascomycota, Saccharomycetes, Saccharomycetales, Saccharomycetaceae. The record is from RefSeq and is a predicted model, not a curated record. Gene Ontology annotation, biological process: ribosomal small subunit biogenesis; maturation of SSU-rRNA.
AUGAGAAAUAACGAGCACAUGAUGACUGUACCGCAUGUUAACUCGCUGGUGCUUGAUGCCACGCCGCUGAUCACGCAGCCGUACAACCACUACCAGUACUACGCUGAGAAGUUCUACACCACGCCCACUGUUUUCCAUGAGAUCAAGGACGCCAACGCUAGGAAGAACUUGGAAGUCUGGCAGUCGCUGGGGAACUUGCAGCUGGUGCACCCCAGGAAGGAGUCUAUCGACAGGGUGAGCAACUUCGCCAGGCUGACGGGUGAUUACUCUGUGCUGAGUGCGAACGAUAUACAUAUCCUUGCGUUGACCUAUGAGCUCGAGAAAGAGCUUAAUAAAGGUGACUGGAGGCUGAGGAGGAAGCCCGGCGACAAGCUGAAACAUGAGAUUGCGAAGCCGGCUAAGAACCCCGCAGAGAAGCCCGCAGAGAAGCCCGCAGAGAAGCCCGCCGAACAGCCUGCUAAGCAUGCAGAGGAUAAAGAGGAAGUGAAAGCUGAGUUGGCCGAGGGCACUGAGGCAUCUCAAGAGAUCAAGAAGAAACCAAGAAGAAGAGGUGGUAAGAAACAAAAGGCUAAAAGAGAGCAAAGACUAGCAGAGCAACAGCUACAGGAAGGACAGCAAGAACAAGUGCAGCCGGAACAAGAGCAGAUGCAACCGGAACAGGAACAGGCUGAUGAUGAGACAAAACAAGACGGCAUGCCAACUGAAGCCAGCACAGAUGAAAUAAACGAAGAGUACGACGAAGGUGACGACGACGGUGAGUGGAUCACUCCAGAUAACUUGACUGAAACUCUGAUUAGAGACAGCGGUGAGGACACCACGGGUUCCAAAGGUGUCUUGACUGCCAGCGGUUUAGAUUCUAGUGAGAACCCUGAGAACCAAGUUGCGUUGGCCACUGGUGAUUUUGCUGUUCAAAACGUUGCAUUGCAGAUGAACCUAAAUCUAAUGAAUUUCAUGUCUGGUAUGAGAAUCAAGAGACUUCGUAACUACAUGCUGAGAUGCCACGCGUGCUUCCGUAUGUUCCCGUUGCCAAAGGAUGGCAAAGCCAAGCAUUUCUGUCCAUCCUGCGGUGGCCAAGGUACUUUGCUGAGAUGUGCAGUGACAGUAGACGCUACCACUGGUGAAGUAACACCACAUCUGAAAAACAACUUUCAAUGGAAGAACAGAGGUAACCGUUACUCCAUGGCUAGUCCGUUGUCCAAGAAUGCAGUGAAGAGAUACGGUAAGAAGGGGCACCAGCAUGCAAACAACACUCAGGACGCUCCUAUAUUGCGUGAGGACCAGAAGGAAUACGAGAAGGCCAUCAAGCAGGAAGAAUGGACCAGAAGACACAAUGAGAAAGUGCUCAACAACUGGAUAGGUGGUGGUUCCGCAGACAAUUACAUCUCACCUUUUGCCAUUUCAGGUCUGAAACAGCACUCCGUGCGUGUGGGUAAAGGCAGAUACGUAAACAGCUCCAAGAGAAAGAAAUGA